Molecule: messenger RNA, 1557 nt
Organism: Entamoeba dispar SAW760
Lineage: Eukaryota; Evosea; Mastigamoebida; Endamoebidae
Product: DNA double-strand break repair Rad50 ATPase, putative
Exons: 1
Coding region: 1-1557 (518 amino acids)
Source: RefSeq, a predicted model, not a curated record
AUGUUUACACUUUUAUUGCUUAUCUCAUUUAGUUUUGCUUUACCUUACUCAGAACAAGAAGAAAAAGUUAUUGUUGAUAGAACUAAGAGUGUGGAAAAGUCUUUAAAAAAGGCUAUUAAAGAAGUUGAUCAAAAGAAUAAAAUUAUAGAUAACUUAAAAGAAACUAUUGAUAAAAAUGCAUCUAAAGAUGGUGCCCACGCUCAUCAAAUUAUUCUAAACCAACAAUCUAAAUUACUUAAUAAAGUAGAGGAAUCAACCAAAGCACCAGCUGGAGAUAAAACUAUUAACUUAGACAAACUUGGUGAUGACAAAAAAGAUAAAACUAAAGUAGUUGUUAAGAAAGCUGCUUCUAAGAAAACUACUAAAAAAGUUGAAACUGCUAAAAAAGAAGUGAAAAAAGAUCAAAAAAAAGCUAAAAAAUAUGUUAAAAAAGCAGAAAAGAUUCAAAAGAAAAUUGUUAAAGCACAAGAGAAAGGAAAAACAGAAAAAGUAACUGAAUUACAAAGUAAAUUUAAUAAAACUAUUAAAAAAGCUGCUAAUGAAAAAAAGAAAGCUAAAGCUGCUAAAAAACAAGUGAAAGAAUUAAAAUUAAAAAGUCAAGCACUUAAAACUGAAAACAAAUAUAGAAAACAAUUAGGAAAAAGUGCCUUAAAACCAAAAGAACCAGUUAAAACUACCAAUACCAAAAAAGCCACUCCUGCCCAAAUUAAGAAAGAAGAAAAAAAAGCUACUAAAAAGUUAGUAAAGAAAGUUAAUAAUUUAAAGAAAGCUGUUCAAGUUAAUGUUAAAACUGCUUCAGAGUCUUGUCCAAAGAAAGCUGCUAAAGUUGAAGUUAUGACAGAAAAGGCUGCCUUAUUACAUAAAAAGGCAUUAGGAGAAUUAGAUAAAGGAAACAAAAAAGCUGCAAUAAAAUUAGCUACACAAGCAUCUACAUUAGCAGAUAAAGCCGUCGCUGUUCAAAAAAAAGUUGUUGCAAGUGUACAAAAAUCAGUAAAGAAAGAUGAAAAAAAGAAAAUUGCUGCUAAAGCAAAAGGAGAAAAAAAAGAGAUCAAGAAAGAUGUUAAAAAACAACAAAAGAAAUUAGACAAAGCAAAGAAAGAAGUUGCUAAAGCUGAAAAAAAAAUUCAACAAACCACAAGCAAAACAACUCAAAAAAAACAACAAAAGAAAUUGGCUCAGGCUCAAAAAAAAGUUGUUAAAGCUCAAAAAAAUAUAAAAAAAGAUAAUAAAAAGAUUGCUAAAGUUGAAAAGAAAGCUGCUAAGAAAGUUACAAAAGUUGAAAAGAAAGCCACUGUUAAGAAAGCCAGUACUAAGAAAACACCAACUAUGAAAAAAUUAGAAAAGAAAGUUGUUAAGAAAGGAAUUAAAACCAAUAAAGAUAUUGGAGGUGUAAUUCCAAGAUCUCUUGCUUUUGGAGUUAUAAAAGAAUCUCAAGGAUUUGUUAAGAAAGCUGAAUGCCCUCAAAUGGUUAUGGCCCGAUUAGCACAAAAGGCACACUUAAGUCCAGUUAUUCUAAAAGCACAAAAUAAAUUAGCUGAGAACCAAGUUAAGAUUUAA